AUGAUAACGCAGCAGCAGCUGACGCUGGAGCAGCUGCAGCAGCAGCAGCAGCUGCUGCAGCAGCACCAGCAGCUAGGCAUUGGCCCGGACGGCAGGCCGCUGCAGCAGCCCACUCACGCCGAGAGGGCGCAGCAAAUGCUGCAGCAAGUUCAAAGCCAAAUGUCCACUUUGUGGGCAAGCAAAGACAAGAAGAGACCUGUCUACAGCGAACAAUUCAUCCAGGAGAUCCGCCGGCGGCUGGACGCCUACUUCGGGCUGGUGCUGCACAAUGUCAGGGACACAGUGCCAAAGAAGAUUGGCUUUUUCUUGGUUCGGCAGCUGCAGGACAAGUUGCAGUUUGAGCUUUACAACAAACUGAACGACGAGCAGCUCUUUUCGUCGCUACUGGGGGAGCCCUCGCACAUUGUGGAGGAAAGGCGCGCGCUGACGUCUCAGCUGAACACCUUGAAGAAGGCAGCGGCGGUGCUGCAGCGGGACCCGCAAAUUGCAGCCCUUAACUUUGACACCAUUGACGCCAUGUUUGACUCGGACCUGCGGGAGCUGCAGCGGGCAGCACCCAAGCAGCAGCAGCAGCAGCAGCUGGGCGUUUCGCUGACUUCUGGAGGCCCGCAGCAGCGGCUGCCCGCGCAGCAGCAGCAGCAAGCUCGCCAGCAGCAGCAGCAGCAGCAGCAACUUAUGAGGCAGCAGCCGGGAACAAGCAGACUUUCCAACGGGCCGCCGCCUCCCCCUGCCCAAGUCCAGGCCGGGGCGGGGCUGCCCCCUAGCAGCAGCCUGAUGCUGUCUUCGCAGCAGCCGCCUGCGCCUGCUGCUCUAGCCCAGGACGGAAGAGGCGCACCGAAUGCACGCCACCUCUUCGAACGUCCAGUGAUGUUUCAGACUGCGUCAAACCCUUUGUUCAACGACUAG
Molecule: messenger RNA, 906 nt
Organism: Eimeria necatrix
Lineage: Eukaryota; Apicomplexa; Conoidasida; Eucoccidiorida; Eimeriidae
Product: dynamin-like protein, putative
Exons: 8
Coding region: 1-906 (301 amino acids)
Molecular function (GO): GTPase activity; GTP binding
Source: RefSeq, a predicted model, not a curated record